AUGGGAGUGAAAAAUCAGACACAAGUGGUGGAAUUUGUCUUCCUGGGUUUCUCUGGAAUUUCAUAUGGCCACAUCUACCUCUCCCUAGUAUUCUUAGUCAUCUACUUGGUCACUGUGCUGGGGAACCUCAUGAUAUUUACUAUGAUUCAACUGGAUUCCAAACUCCAUACCCCCAUGUAUUAUUUCCUCAGCCACCUCUCCUGCUUAGAUAUUUGCAUCUCCUCGGUCACUGUCCCAAAGAUCCUGGUGAACUUUUUGCACCAGCAACAGACCAUUUCCUACAACCAGUGCAUGGCCCAGAUGUUCUUCCUUAUUUCUUUCACAGGGACAGAGGCUGCGAUGCUGGCCAUCAUGGCCUAUGAUCGGUUCGCUGCUAUCUGUAAACCUCUGCAUUACUCCCACCUCAUGAACACCAAGGUGUGCACCGUACUGGCCUUUGCCACGUGGAUCUGGGGCUUCGUAGACUCUGCUCUUCAUACAGCUCUCAGCCCCAGGUUGGACUUCUGUGGAGUCAACCAGAUUCAUCACAUCUUCUGCGAUCUCCCUCCACUGAUGAAAAUGGCUUGCAACGAUGCACACAUCAAUGAAUUGGCAAUCCGCAUAGCAAGCCUUUUCGUGGGUACGGGGCCCUUCCUGUUCAUCAUUUUCUCGUAUGUCUUCAUCCUGUCCUCCAUCUUGAAGAUCCGUUCCAUCACUGGGCAGCGCAAAGCUUUUUCCACCUGUGCGUCUCACAUGAUCAUUGUCAUAAUUUACUUUGGAAAUGGGAUGCUGAACUAUAACCGUCCACACACUGGCUAUUCUUUAGAGAUAGACACUCUGGUCUCCACCAUGUUCUGCAUAAUCCCCCCUAUGGUGAACCCCCUCAUCUACAGCCUCCGCAACAAGGAGGUGAAGGGGGCCCUGAAGAAAGUUCUGGAAAGCCAGAGCAAGUCUACAUGUCACCACACCAGGAAUUAG
This is a messenger RNA of Sphaerodactylus townsendi, 957 nucleotides long. RefSeq names its product olfactory receptor 5V1-like. The record is from RefSeq and is a predicted model, not a curated record. Lineage: Eukaryota; Metazoa; Chordata; Lepidosauria; Squamata; Sphaerodactylidae. The transcript has a single exon. Gene Ontology annotation, biological process: G protein-coupled receptor signaling pathway. Bases 1 to 957 code for a protein of 318 amino acids. Gene Ontology annotation, cellular component: membrane. Gene Ontology annotation, molecular function: G protein-coupled receptor activity; olfactory receptor activity.